Penaeus indicus is the source of this 1358-nucleotide messenger RNA. Its product is annotated as beta-1,3-galactosyltransferase 5-like. NCBI's taxonomy places the organism in Eukaryota, Metazoa, Arthropoda, Malacostraca, Decapoda, Penaeidae. The transcript has 6 exons. Gene Ontology annotation, cellular component: Golgi membrane. The record is from RefSeq and is a predicted model, not a curated record. Gene Ontology annotation, molecular function: hexosyltransferase activity. Bases 175 to 1239 code for a protein of 354 amino acids.
GUGACUCGGUGCGCACACAUCAUCUGGAUCGCGUGGCACCUCUUCAUUCAUUAAUCAUUCGCUAGUUAUAUAUUGCUAAGUGAUUUUCUUCCUCUCUGGAUUCAUUUAUUCUAUCGUUUAUGCAUUUAUUCAGUCGUUUAUUUAUUUAUUUUUUGUCUCGACAAAGGACGAAUUAUGGACAAGGUCUUUUGUUACAACCUCCUAAAGCGAUUUCUCAGAGGAAUGAGGAAGAAGCAAGGUGUCCUGGCGAUGGUCAUGACAACAGUGGCCGUGAUAAUCCUCGUCAUGGCAACCUUACCCUCGGCGCCGGUGACUGCUGACGACUACGAAAAUUUCUCCUACAGAUUCGUCCGCCUGUACAGCAACGUCAACCUCACCGACGCGACGGUGAACCCCAUCCCAGGCCUCGUCACGUGGCGCUACGACCUGUCACACAGAGUCAUAUGCAAUGGCACUGACCCUUUCAUGCUGAAUAUAGUGCCUUCUGCCAUCCCGCACUUCAAGCAGAGGACUUAUAUAAGGAAUACCUGGGCGGAUAAGGCACUGUAUCCGUACACCAAGAUGAGGACAGUAUUCGUGUUGGGGAAAACCCUGAAUGCAACUCUGCAAGAUUUGGUCGAGGAAGAGAUGCAGACAUACGAUGACAUCAUACAAAGCAAUUUUAUUGAUACUUACAGGAAUCUCACCUACAAAUCCAUAUCCUGGCUCUCCUGGGUACGGGACUGGUGCCCGGAGGUGCCCUUCGUAGUCAAGACAGACGACGACGUCUUGGUGAACCCGUUCCACCUGAAGACCUACCUGGCCAAAGAGCUCGAGAGAAAUGCGGCUCCGAGCGACAUCUACGGGAGAGUCCGGGGCAAGAACCGGCCGAUGAGGAAGGGCAAGUGGAACGUGACGAAGGAGGAGUACAAACUGACCUACUACCCGCCGUUCGUCCUCGGCCCCGCCUACAUCGUGAGUGGCAACGCCGUAGACCGCCUCCUGCAGUACGCCGCCCACACGCCCUUCCUGUGGCUCGAAGACGUCUAUAUCACCGGCCUCGUUGCUUCCGCCGCGAGCAUCAACCGCGUCCAGGUCGAGAGAACGCUGUACACCAAGAAACUGAACCGAGAGCUUUAUUCGCGCCAGACCGCCUUCCUCCUCGGCGCGAACGAGAAGGUGAAGAAGGUGGCGUGGACCAGCAUCGUCAGGAAUUCGCCCGUCAAGUUCGCCAGCAGGAGGAGGAGGAGAGGGAGUUAGGAGGUCCACAGAUGGCCGGGGUUUCAUGAGUUUUUAGGUUGAUUUAUUUAUUAUUGUGGACGUAUGUUAGUUUAGUUUUUUUUUAUGAUGUUCGUGUAGUAAAGUAAUUUUCCAAAAUA